UUGUACGGAGCUCUAAAAAUGUAUUCUACUCUGUUGCAGAUCAUCAUUCUCUCUGUCGUGGCCUGGGCUAGCUGCGCCAAGCUAGACCGGACCUACCUCCCCCCCAACGCUCAGUCCUCAUCUGGAUCCAACUUCCUCCAAGCCCCUGAUAGCCGCGGCAUUGGACAAGGAAACGGUUUCAACGGAAACGGGUUCAACCAGAACGGAAACGGGUUCAACCAGGACGGAAACAACUACAACCAGAAUGGAAACGACUUCAACCAGAUCGGAAACGACUUCAAUCAGAACGGAUUCAACGGAAACGGCUUCGACCGCCCUGAAAGACCUCAAGCCGCUUUCGAAAAGAACGCCGCCAUCCUUCGUCAGGAUACCCAGAAUGAUGGAGAGACUUAUUCUUACGCUUAUGAAACUGAUAACGGCAUUUAUGCUGAGGAGAGCGGUGUGGCUACGAACGGAGUUGAGGCUCAAGGCAGCUACUCUUACACUGGUGAUGAUGGACAGGUGUACACUGUGAGGUACACAGCUGACCAGAACGGAUUCGUGCCAGUUGGUGACCACCUCCCCACCCCUCCCCCCGUCCCGGAAGAGAUUCUGAAGGCUUUGGAGCAGAACGCUCGUGAUGAGGCUGCUGGCAUCUAUGAUGAUGGCUCUUACAGCGAAGGCAAAUACGACGCCGACCACAACCAAUACAACGGUAACUUCAACACUGGUAACAAUGGAAACGGUCACAACUUCAAUAACGGUAACAGCUUCACCGGUAACUACAACACUAUUAACAGCGAUGGCAACGAUGAAGACACCGUCGUCACCAACGCCGCCUUCAGAUCUGGCUCGCGGGGCUUCGCUGGGGCCACCAAGGCUUACCUCCCCCCAGUCCAGGGCUCCGGUGCCCGAUCCAGACGACCAAACUUCAACGCGAGGGACGGAUACAAUUAUUAG
Molecule: messenger RNA, 939 nt
Organism: Cydia fagiglandana
Lineage: Eukaryota; Metazoa; Arthropoda; Insecta; Lepidoptera; Tortricidae
Product: cuticle protein 2-like
Exons: 3
Coding region: 19-939 (306 amino acids)
Cellular component (GO): chitin-based extracellular matrix
Molecular function (GO): structural constituent of chitin-based larval cuticle
Source: RefSeq, a predicted model, not a curated record